AUGGCCGUUUUUCACCGAGAAGGGCACGUGCAACUGCCCCGAGCUGAUGCCAUUCGUUCACGUCUCAUUGAUACUUUCUCUCUUAUCGAACAUUUGCAAGGCUUGAGCCAGGCUGUGCCACGGCACACAGUCCGGGAGUUAGUUGAUCCUUCUCAUCAGAAAAAACUUAUGUUGGGAGAUCAACACCAGCUAGUGCGCUUCUCCAUAAAACCUCAACAUGUAGGACGGAUUUCACAUGCCCAAAGAAUGCUGAGCAGGCUUCAUGUGCGCUGCAGUCAGAGGCCACCACUUUCCUUGUGGGCUGGAUGGGUUCUUGAAUGUCCUCUCUUCACAAACUUCAUCAUCUUCCUCAUCUUUUUGAAUACGAUUGUACUGAUGGUUGAAAUAGAAUUGCUGGAAUCCACAAAUACCAAACUGUGGCCAUUGAAGCUGACUUUGGAGGUGGCGUCUUGGUUUAUCUUGCUUGUUUUCAUCUUGGAGAUCCUUCUUAUGUGGCUAUCCAGCUUUUUCCUCUUCUGGAAGAGUGCCUGGAAUGUCUUUGACUUUGUUGUUACCAUGUUGUCCCUGCUUCCUGAGGUUGUGGUGUUGGCAGGGGUAACAAGCCAGCCUGUGUGGCUCCAGUUUCUGAGGAUCUGCCGGGUGCUGAGGUCUCUCAAACUCUUUGCACGAUUCCGUCAAAUUCGAGUUAUUAUUUUGGCCCUGGUCAGGGCCCUGAAGAGCAUGACUUCCCUCUUGAUGUUGCUGCUCAUCUUCUUCUACAUUUUUGCUGUGACUGGUGUCUACUUCUUCGAGAACUACACUCGUUCAACUCGUGAGGACCUGGAAUACCACAUGUUCUUCUCGGAUGUGCUGAAUUCCCUGGUGACAGUGUUCAUUCUCUUCACCUUGGAUCACUGGUAUGCACUGCUUCAGGAUGUCUGGAAGGUGCCUGAAGUCAGCCGCAUCUUCAGCAGCCUCUAUGUCAUCCUGUGGUUGUUGCUCGGCUCCAUCAUCUUUCGAAAUAUCAUAGUAGCCAUGAUGGUUACUAACUUCCAGAAUAUCAGGAAAGAGCUGAAUGAGGAGAUGACACAUCUGGAGGUUCAGCACAAAGCUGACAUAUUCAAGAGGCAGAUUAUUCAGAGGAGACAAAACCUGUACCCUGAAGCACUGAGGCCAAGCCGUAGCAAAACGGAUGUGAGAGGAUCCAGUCAACAAAGGAUGUCUUUGGACUUAGAAGUUUCUGAAGAACAGUCUAAACACAGUGCUGCUGAAGAGGAAUUGAUAAUGUCUGCACCAAAAACAGAAGAGCCCUUGUCAAAAAGAAAAGAGUACCCAUCUGCCCCCUCUACUUCCUCCUCCUCCUAUUCCUUCUCUUCUGAAUCCAGAUAUUCUGAAUAUAUUGGUCAGUUGGACUGGGAGACUCUUGUGCACCAGAAUCUGCCUGGGCUAAUGGAAAUGGAUCAGGAAGAUCGUGUUGUUUGGCCCAGAGAUUCACUCUUUCGAUAUUUUGAGUUGCUGGAAAAGCUGCAGUAUAACCUAGAGGAGCGUAAGAAGUUGCAAGGGUUUGCAGUGCAGGCACUAAUGAACUUUGAAGACAAGUAAAGCCAACAGUGGAUGGCUUCAAAAUCUUUGGUUCAAGCAAAUGAUAAUG
Messenger RNA from Galeopterus variegatus (Sunda flying lemur), 1630 nucleotides. It is a transcript of the gene CATSPER2, whose product is annotated as cation channel, sperm associated 2. Gene Ontology annotation, molecular function: calcium-activated cation channel activity. Gene Ontology annotation, biological process: monoatomic ion transport; fertilization; sperm capacitation. The transcript has 12 exons. The coding region runs from base 1 to 1581 and encodes 526 amino acids. The record is from RefSeq and is a predicted model, not a curated record. Lineage: Eukaryota; Metazoa; Chordata; Mammalia; Dermoptera; Cynocephalidae. Gene Ontology annotation, cellular component: CatSper complex; membrane.